AGUCCAUUAAAAACCAAAACACCUUUUGUUGUUUUCUUAUUUUCAAAACACAUACUCACUAUCUCACCAUGCCUGCAAGGCUGUCCGAUGCCUUCCGAGCUCAACCUGUCAACCUCGACCUCAAGAACCAAGACUUCACUUCCCUCCAAGACCUCCCCGAUUCCUACGCAUGGACUCAACUCGGCGGCGAUGAACACUACAAUCCCACCGGCGACUCCAUCAAUGAAACUGUUCCAGUCAUCGAUCUUUCCGACCCUAAUGCUCUUAACCUCAUCGGACGCGCAUGCAAAACCUGGGGCGUCUGCCAAGUAACCAACCACGGGGUCCCUUCCGCUCUUCUUGAUAACGUCGAACACAUUACCAAUUCCCUUUUCUCUUUACCGGUCCAUCAAAAGCUUAAAGCUUCGAGAUCACCAGACAGCAUCUCAGGUUAUGGUGUUGCAAGAAUUUCUUCUUUCUUUCCCAAGCGGAUGUGGUCUGAGGGAUUCACCAUUGUCGGAUCACCUGUUGAACAUUUCCGAGGACUUUGGCCCCAAGAUUACAGUAGACACUGAUUAAUGUGGCUAGUGCUGGGUUCGUUGGGCAUAACCGAGGAAGAUAUCGAAUGGGCCGGACCAAAAGGUGAUUUCCAUGAAAGUUCUGCGGCCAUACAACUGAACCACUACCCGGCUUGUCCAGACCCGGAUCGAGCCAUGGGUCUUGCCCCACAUACCGACUCAACCCUUCUCACCAUCCUCCACCAAAACCGAACUAGCGGGUUGCAGGUCUUGAAAGAGGGAACUGGUUGGGUUACAGUCCCUCCGGUUCCCGGUGGACUUGUGGUCAAUAUAGGAGACUUACUCCACAUACUAUCAAACGGCUUGUACCCGAGUGUACUUCACCGGGCCAAAGUGAACCGAACCCAUCAACGUCUCUCUAUUGCAUACUUAUAUGGACCCCCGUCUAGUGUCAAAAUCUCCCCACUCUCCAAACUAGUAGGGCCGAGUCAGCCUCCCCUUUACCGGCCCGUUACUUGGAAUGAAUAUCUAGGCACCAAAGCCAAGCAUUUCAACAAGGCACUUUCAUCAGUGAGGCUUUGUGCUCCACUAAAUGGAUUAGUUGAUGUAAAUGAUCAUAAUAAUAGUGUAACAGUUGGGUAGGAAGUAAUAAAUUUCAUUAUUAUAG
Messenger RNA from Rubroshorea leprosula, 1164 nucleotides. NCBI's taxonomy places the organism in Eukaryota, Viridiplantae, Streptophyta, Magnoliopsida, Malvales, Dipterocarpaceae. The record is from the annotation of a GenBank genome assembly.